This is a messenger RNA of Impatiens glandulifera, 750 nucleotides long. RefSeq lists its product as uncharacterized. The record is from RefSeq and is a predicted model, not a curated record. Bases 1 to 750 code for a protein of 249 amino acids. The transcript has 2 exons. Lineage: Eukaryota; Viridiplantae; Streptophyta; Magnoliopsida; Ericales; Balsaminaceae.
AUGUGGCUACAGAAGAAGAAAUCAACGCCCCCCAAAGACUCCAACUUUCAUUGUUCAUCCUUCAAAGAUAUCCACCGCCUCUUCCCAUCCGCCGCCGCCGCCGAUUCCAAUCCUCCUCACCCACAACUACAUCAUCAUCAUCAUAAUUCCACCGCCUCCAUCUUCCACCGCGUCCGUCUCGCUCAAUCAAUCCUCCGUGCCUGGGCCCCGCGCCCUUCCCUUCCGCCGCCGCCGGAUUCCAACAAUGACAAAACAUCGGAACCCUUAAUAUCGCUUCCGGGAUCCGAGAAGCGGAUAAUCGUCUACUACACCAGCCUCCGUGUCGUCCGAACCACAUUCGAUGACUGUAAAGACGUCCUAUCCAUCCUCCGAGGUUUUCGCGUCUCAAUCGACGAACGCGAUCUUGCUAUGGAUUCGAAAUUCAUGGACGAGUUAAAGGGGAUUCUAAAGAGGAAAUCAUCGAUAUCGCUGCCUAGGAUAUUCAUUGAAGGAAGGUAUAUAGGCGGCGCCGAUGAGAUUCGGCAUCUAAAUGAAGCCGGCGAGCUUAAGAAAUGCUUGCAGGCGAUUCCUCCGGCGGUAGGCGGUGUUUGCGAGAGCUGCGGCGGUUUUAGAUUUAUCCUCUGCGACGAAUGUAGCGGAAGCCGCAAGAUAUUCUCCGAUAAAACCGGGUUUAGGAGCUGUACGGCGUGCAAUGAAAACGGCCUCAUGAGACACGCUAAGCUAAACGUGUACAUGCAUAUAGAUGAAUGA